UCGCUUGUCGUGUGCUUGUUGGAUUAGCGACUGCUCUCGGACGGAUUCAAGGGUGUCCUGUCGCUGGCCUUUAUUUAAGAUUCCUUUGUUGUGUAUAUUAAAAAACUACUCUUUCUAUUUCAAGAGUUAAUGAUUUUACUUUUAAUGGAUAGGGUAUAUUAUACAUAGUAGGUAUCAAAAAUAAAACUGAAACAGUUUAUUCUAGCAAAAUCGUCAUCGUCGAUAUAUAUUGAAAUUGAAAUAUUUUACACAUCGGUGAUAUAAUGAUCUAGAAAAUAGUGUAUGUUACUAAGAAUGAACUUUAAAUAGUACUAGUGUCUGAGAUAUGUGUAAAAAAUGGUUUUACGCCGUUCCUUUUCCUCGGAGGGCCGCCAUUUUGUUAUGCUACAAGUAAGGCGUGGCACAUGAUUGUGUAAUACGUCAUCCGCAUCUUUGUUGAAAUUUAACACGCAAUAUCAAAAGCAUGCCCCGUAUAGAUCCAAUCCAGUUACUAAAUUGCCUCAGCGUGCUUAUGUCACCAAAUGGGGGCAUCAAAAGCAGGGAUGAAGUACACAGAUUAGCUGGCUUAAUGACUAAGUAUUCCAAAAAACUAGUAUCUAAGUGUAUAUACAUACAAAUCCUGAAAUGUACAGAAACUGACCUUCUUGGAUUAUUUAUGGGAUCAGGAGGAUGGCGGUUGGUACAUAUGUGGCUGACAGAGAGCAUUGUUGCUCAGAACUGGCCACUUGUGCGAGAAUUAUUAGAGUUGUUACUAUUAUGUCCUGUUGAUAUAGAAAGGCUUAAAACUAAUAAUUGCCCAAAACUUGUCAAGGAAUUAUCAAAAGAUGGAAAUCACUUUGCAAUCAGAGCUCUGGCUUCAAAACUGGUUGAACAAUGGCUGAAAACAGUAAAGGGAGAGCAAGUGAUAACCGUUCAAGUGUCAGAUAUAACACAAAUAAUAUCUGAGGCACAAGUAGAAUUAAAAACAGAGGUUAUCAGUAUUGAUACUUCCGAUAAUGAGGUGGAAAAGAAAUCUGUGGAUUUAGAUAACUCUGUCAUUGUUGAAAAUGGUAUCAAAGAUGAAAAACCUGAAAAUGUCUCCAUUUAUCCAGCAAAUAUUAAUAUUGAACCUAAUGAAAAAGAGGAACUCAAUAGCGAAGCAGACAUUUUACCUGUAUUGAAAAUUACCUUAAAAAAUGGAAAACAGGUGGUAUCACAAGUUGAAGAUGAUAAUAAAGUGCAUUUGGAUACACCUGAAAAAGAUAAAAACAAAGAAAAACAUAGAAGUAAAAGUAAAGAUAGGUUGCAUGAUAAAAACAGGAGCAGUAGCUCAUCAAAAUCAUCGUCCAGUUCUUCCAAGCAUUCAAGUAAAUCAAGUGAUAAACAUAGAAGUAGUAAUAAAGAUAGUUCUAACUCUAGUAAACAUAAUAGUAGUAAGGAUAAAUCAAGAGAUAAGGAUCGCCAUUCAUCUCAUAGCUCAAAAUCUAAGAGCAGUAGCAGUAAAAAGAGUUCAAGCAGCAGCAGUAGUAGUAAGUCUAGGGAUGACAAAAGCGAUAAAUUGGUAACUGAUAAAGAUAAGGUUAGAGAAAAAGAUACAAUUAAAGAAAGAAAGUUAUCUGUGGAGAAAAUUGAGGAAAAAAUCUCUAGUCCUUCCAUACAGAAAUUAGGUAAAAUACCAAAACUGAGUGAUGUCAAAAAGGAAAAGCCUUCAAUAUCUAUUGAAGUUCGGAAACCGGAUGAACCAAAACCUAAAACAGUUAAAACUUUUCAUUCUAAAUUUAGGAAUCAUGGUCUGGCAGAGGAAAUUAAGCCACCACCUUCUAGGGCGGCUUUACUGAGCAAGAAACCACCUCCACCAAUUUUGCCACCAACAGUCUCUAUACCCAAGAGGCCAUCACCUGUUCACAAUGAAAGCCCACCAGAGAAAAAGCUAAAAACAUUUGAAAUAACUGAAAAACCAGGAUCUAUAAAAUUAAUUCCACCUAAACCAAAACCUAUGGUCCUACAGGAAAGCGAUAUGUUUAUGGAUGCAUUAAAUGCAUCUGCAACAAAUAAAAAGGAGCCCAAAAAAAGAAAACGGCGUACAAGUGGAUCCAAAGAUGCAUCUAACGAAGCUUCACCUCCGCAUACCCCAACAAGUCCAAACAGUGAAAGUAAGUCAGUCCCUCCAAGAUUUUAUCAAGACACACUUGAUGAAGAAGAUAGUAAAGACAUGAGUCCUGAUAAUAAAGAUAAAAAACCUACAGACAUUUAUGUUACUAAAGAAGUUUCUAAAGAAACUACUGACAAAGACACUCCAGAGGAUAAAAAGGUCGAUGAAAGUAUGGACACGGAGCCGCAUACAUUAACAGUAAACGGAUUAAAAGGUGUACUUUGUUAUCACAAACGGAAAGGACCCAAAAAAAGCAUUAGAUGGAAGCCAGAUACAGAACUGGAAGAAAUUCAAUACUUUGAACUUGAUGAAACGGAAAGGGUUAACGUAACAAAGACGUUUACUGAUAUGAAGCAUCUAGAAAGAAUACACGAAAGGGAGGCUUUUGAAAAAGCUAGGAAUCUUAGUACCGAUGAUGUAAUGGAGGAAAGGACUAUUUGGAGGCCUUUAAUACCAAUCGAUGUUGAAGGCCAAGUUCACAUAGAAUAUGGUAAAAAUAGCAAAGAAAAAGAUAUACAAGCAAUUCGACAAAAGGGUACCCUUCAACCGCUUUAUUUCCAUAAAGCCAUGAUACCAGAUUCACCUCAUGAACCGGACCCUGAAACUCAUACGUAUUCCGAGCCCAUAGUUAUACCCCUAGAGGAUGCCACUGGAAAUCAAGACAAUAUUAGUGAUUUUAGAAAUAUGCCAUGGCCUGAACCCAAAGGUAAUGCACCCCCGGCAAAUAGCAGCAGUAUAAACGUGCCAACGAUGUUCCCCACGGCCAUGACACAAUUUCCUACCAGUUUCCCUCCAGCACAAUUCCCUGGUGUACCAGGGUUCCCCCCAGGGCAACCGAUGAUGCCUGGAGAUUGGCCGAAUGGAGUUCCUACUUUAAUCCCUAAUGGUAUGCCAGGUCCAAUGCCAGCACCAGGUAUGGUUCCUGGUCCUAUGCCACCAGGCCCUAUGCCUCCAGUUAAUAUGCCCCCAGGAAUGAUGGUUCCGCCUGAAAAUAUGAUGAUGGGUCCCGAAAUGUUCGUAGGACCGAAUAUGUUCCCUGUUCCACCAGAAGGAUUUAACAUGCCCCAGAAUAUGUUUCCUCCUGUUGACUUUAAUAUGACUGGUCCUCCCGGUCCAGAAGGAUUUGCCGGCCCUGGAAACUUUAGAGGUAAUAUGCGAGGUCGUGGAACUGGUGGUCAUUGGAGAGGCAAACAAUCUGGCACUUGGGAGGGGCCGCAAAGAGGCCGAGGGGGGCGCGGCGGAGGCGGUCGUAAAACCGUUUGUAUAUAUUUUCAAAGGAAAGGUUCAUGUCGACAAGGUGACAAUUGUACAUUUUUACAUCCUGGUGUUAAUUGCCCCUAUUAAAGUUUAAGAAUAGUUUUAAAUGUAAAAAUGAAGACUUAUUUAUAAAUUACUGGGCAUACUAUGAAAGAUAAAAGAAAUACAUAUAAUUUAACUGCCUGGUCCGAAAAGACUGCUUAAUGUAUAUAGUUAAUAUUUUGUAAAUACUGUAAAGGUUAUAAAUUACUCUUACAAAAGAAUGUAAAUAAACAAAAUACUUUUUA
Pararge aegeria (speckled wood butterfly) is the source of this 3675-nucleotide messenger RNA. RefSeq names its product serine/threonine-protein phosphatase 1 regulatory subunit 10 (gene PNUTS). The record is from RefSeq and is a predicted model, not a curated record. The transcript is spliced from 5 exons. Bases 464 to 3475 code for a protein of 1003 amino acids. NCBI's taxonomy places the organism in Eukaryota, Metazoa, Arthropoda, Insecta, Lepidoptera, Nymphalidae. Gene Ontology annotation, molecular function: metal ion binding.